Ascoidea rubescens DSM 1968 is the source of this 432-nucleotide messenger RNA. RefSeq lists its product as uncharacterized. NCBI's taxonomy places the organism in Eukaryota, Fungi, Ascomycota, Saccharomycetes, Ascoideales, Ascoideaceae. Bases 1 to 432 code for a protein of 143 amino acids. The transcript has a single exon. The record is from RefSeq and is a predicted model, not a curated record.
AUGGCAGCAUUCAGAAUUGAGGACAAAGAACAAAACAACUACACAGAAAAUAGAGAAUGUUCUGGUUCCACAGUGGAGCGCUGCGCAAAACGCGCAGCAGGGUCCAGAAUUCGUUGUCAGGCACUGACGGUGUCCCGCUGCAGCGGGGAAGCGCCACGCAGCGUGGCGGUCAUCGUUUUCAGAGUGGAGCCGCCGGGCGCCGGAGGCAGCAGUAGGAAGCAGCAGCAGAAGGACAAGCCAGAAGCGCGACGGGAGAAGAGGUCUGUGGGACGUGUGAAGGGCGUGGUGCGAGGAGAAGCGGGCCGAUCUGGCGGUGCUGGCGGUGCUGGCGGAGGAGCUGGCAGGAGAGAAGAUGCCGGCCGCUGCGGGAGAAGGAUCAUGGCGGCGAGCGUUUUGCGGCCAGCCAAUGCGGGAGCUCCUUCAGGCUGUUAA